Molecule: messenger RNA, 1258 nt
Organism: Gossypium raimondii (Peruvian cotton)
Lineage: Eukaryota; Viridiplantae; Streptophyta; Magnoliopsida; Malvales; Malvaceae
Product: probable prolyl 4-hydroxylase 9
Exons: 8
Coding region: 217-1074 (285 amino acids)
Biological process (GO): peptidyl-proline hydroxylation to 4-hydroxy-L-proline
Cellular component (GO): endoplasmic reticulum
Molecular function (GO): L-ascorbic acid binding; iron ion binding; procollagen-proline 4-dioxygenase activity
Source: RefSeq, a predicted model, not a curated record
CCAAAUGAAAGAUGGAGAAAAACUUUCAUUUUUCAUUUUAUUUUGUAAAUUACAGUGUAUUUCAUUCGUAGAUCGACUCCUUCAAAGUUCAAAGUCUAAGAUAGCAUUGGAAACCUGCAGAGCAUACGAAAUAAUUAAAAAGACAAUUGGAAAAGAAGAAUAAACGUAUCAUCGAGACAACUACAAUUAUUUGAAAUUUGAAGAAAAGACCCAUAGAUGAAAGGGAAAUGGAAAGGUUCGAAGAGAAAACUAGGGUUGCCAGCUGCCCUUCUACUGUGCUCACUCUCAUUCCUUGCUGGAUUGUUUGUUCCCACUUUUUUCUUUCAGGAUGUUCCGAUCAUUAAACCCAAGCCGAGAAUGCUCGAGGCAGUGCAGGAGAAGACGUAUCGUGAUCCGAUGCCAAAUGGAGUAACUGGGGAGAGUUCGAUUGAAUCUAUUCCAUUUCAGGUUUUAAGUUGGAAACCGCGAGCUUACUAUUUUCCCAACUUUGCAACUUCAGAACAAUGUGAACAUGUAAUAGAAAUGGCAAAGGUGAACCUUAAACCAUCUGGUUUGGCUUUGCGCGAGGGAGAAACUGAAGAAAGCACAAAAGGAACUAGAACAAGUUCGGGAACUUUUAUUAGUGCAUCAGAAGAUGAAACCGGGACCUUGGACUUAAUCGAGAAAAAAAUUGCAAAGGUUACAAGCAUCCCACAGAGCCAUGGAGAGGCAUUUAAUAUUUUGAGGUACGAGAUUGGGCAGAAGUAUGAUUCUCAUUAUGAUGCAUUCAAUCCGUCUGAAUACGGUCCACAAUCAAGCCAAAGGGUUGCAUCGUUCUUGUUGUAUUUAUCGGAUGUAGAAGAAGGUGGAGAAACAAUGUUCCCUUUUGAGAAUGACAUGAGAGUCAAAGGUUACGACUACAGACAGUGCGUUGGUUUAAAAAUAAAACCACGAAAAGGGGACGGACUUCUAUUCUAUUCACUCUUUUUGAAUGGCACGAUAGAUCCGACAUCUCUGCAUGGAAGCUGUCCAGUGAUCAAAGGGGAGAAAUGGGUUGCUACAAAGUGGAUUAGAGACCAAGACCAAAAUGACUGACUAUUCAGUGUUUCCGUAAAAAAAAUCACUGAUUAUCGGUGUUUAUUUUUGUUGUUGUUAAUCAUCAUAUAAACUCUGUUUUGGAGAGUAUAAUUCUUUAUGAAUUCACGCCCAUUUUCAAAACAAAAAUUCCAGAUAAAGUAACAUUUAGUCCUUGAAUUUGAUAAUUUUUUCUCACAUAAAA